Molecule: messenger RNA, 539 nt
Organism: Racocetra fulgida
Lineage: Eukaryota; Fungi; Glomeromycota; Glomeromycetes; Diversisporales; Gigasporaceae
Source: the annotation of a GenBank genome assembly
CUAUCCAGGAAGAUUCAAAAGAAAAAUUUGCGGAGGCGCAGGAACGAUUAAGGCUGAGAGCAUUUACUCUAAGAGUGGCUGAAGAAGAAGGUUGGACCGUGGCCGGGAAAAUUCCAAAACCGAUACCAAAUGAGGGGAACGAAUUUAAGGAUCUGUUAGAAGUACAAGAGGAAGUAGAUUUUUUUGGAACAAAAGCAGUGAUAAAAGUAGGUAACUACGCUCGGGAGAAGGAAAACAAACAGGAGAGCAGCCUUGCUCCUACCAGAGUCAGUGAUCACGUUUGCACCCGGACCUUCGGGGUUCGUAAAACCUUGGAGGAACCUGAAAUGCAGAUUCUUGGCAGUGCACAUUUGGCCGUGAGAGACUUGUCCCAAAAAGCAAAGGCAUUAGCAAAGGAAGCAAAAUUUGAGUUGGAUGUGGAUAGUCCGCAGGAGGAUGGUAUCUUGGCAUUUAUCAUGUGGCUUGAUGUAAUUGGGGUGACGUUCCAAAUAUUGCGGGUUCUACAAGUGGGCAAUAAGGAAAGAGGUUGUGAAGACUAA